This is a messenger RNA of Corticium candelabrum, 417 nucleotides long. Its product is annotated as disco-interacting protein 2 homolog A-like. Bases 6 to 269 code for a protein of 87 amino acids. The record is from RefSeq and is a predicted model, not a curated record. The transcript is spliced from 5 exons. NCBI's taxonomy places the organism in Eukaryota, Metazoa, Porifera, Homoscleromorpha, Homosclerophorida, Plakinidae.
UGAAGAUGAAAUGGCGGAAAAGUGUCCAACGACCAUCCCACAAGUCACAUUCUCAUCCACUUCAAGAUGACAUCGAAGCAAAAGUUGCCAUAGUGAAGCUGGAAGGUCCUCCCUAUUUGUGCCAAACGGACGAAGUCCGUGAGCUCUGCGUGAGUUCACAAUACACGGGAACAAGCUAUUGGGGUCCGGCUGGAAAGUCAACGAACGUGUCCAAGGUUCAACCGCUAGCUUCGAAUGGUCAGCCGCAUUUGAUGAGUUUGUAUGUUUGAACGGGAUUGCUUGGAUUUCUUGGACCGGGAGGUCUUAUUUUCAUUUGUGGUCGUUUGGAUGGUCUGAUGAAAGUCCAAGGUCAUCGACACAAUACGGACAACCUCAUUGCAACCGUUCUCGCCAUUGAACCUCACAAAUUUGUAUACA